Messenger RNA from Papaver somniferum (opium poppy), 1217 nucleotides. RefSeq lists its product as uncharacterized. The record is from RefSeq and is a predicted model, not a curated record. The transcript has 6 exons. NCBI's taxonomy places the organism in Eukaryota, Viridiplantae, Streptophyta, Magnoliopsida, Ranunculales, Papaveraceae. The coding region runs from base 161 to 910 and encodes 249 amino acids.
CAGCAACUGGAUAAAUUCUUUUGAGCAAAUAAACAAAAUUCAGUUCUUGCUGUUCUUUUUAGCUUCUCACUUCAAAGUUCAAAUCCACCCGCCAUGAAUUCUCCAUAGACCCUCAAAAAAGAAGUUACUGGAUUGUCUUAUAAGGUUUACUCUGAUUUCCAUGACUAAUCUUCAAAUUUCUAUCAAUAUUUCUACUUUAAAUAGCUCAUGUGAUAAUCUAAACAGAAAAAGAAGCUUUUCCUCGCUCAAAUUUCUCCAACCCACUAGUUCAUAUUCUCCAUCAGGAGCUAAAAAUGGUUUAAAAUUAAGAGGUUUAAAGGAGAAAAGAAUUUUGUUAGGGGAGAAAAAUGAGAUUUUGUUGAGGUUGGAGAGAAGGAUAAGGAAGAAUGAGAAAAGGGUUGUAGUUGUUAAAGCUAACGGAGGGUUUGGCCUUAAUGGAGGUGGUGGUGGUGGAGGUGGUGGAGGAGGAGAUAACAACACUGGGAAGCUUUUGGGUAAUAUUGCCGUUGUAAUUGGAUUAGUUUAUCUUUCAGUGACGGACCAACUAGGAUGGAUUUUGGAUGCAAUUGUUUCACUUUGGCUACUGGCAAUAAUUUUACCGGCGUUGGGAUUGGGUGCUUUCAUCUGGUGGGCAGGUCAGGAUAUGGUACAAGACAGUUGCCCCAACUGUGGAAAUGAAUUUCAAAUUUUCAAAUCUUCUAUGAAAGAUGGUCCGCAGCUUUGCCCCUACUGUAGUCAACCUUUCUCAGUCAAGGGCAGUAAGUUUGUAAAAGAACCAACUAUCUUUUCAAAUCAGUCCACCACGUAUGGACAAGCAUUUGAUGGUUUCUCCAGCAAGAAAGGGAAAACUGGGAAAACCUCUUCUCUACCAGUUGUUGAUGUUGAAGCUGAAGUAAUGGAUGUGGACUGAUACCUUGUAUAAAACCUUUUAUUUGAUUGGUGUCAAGGGAUCCUCAAUAGACUCAUCUAUACAAUAUCAUAAACAUGAUAUUUAGGCAGAAGUUUUGUACUUAUAAUGACAGGCAGAAGUUUUGUACUUAUAAUGACUUGUGUUAGAGAGGGUUGUUGUUGUUGCAUGUAACUUUAUAUUAUGAAAGUGUAUCAUGUAUUCAUCAGUAUCCAGUUUGGGUAAAUACCCAUUUACACAGAGAGGCAAAAGAAGAGCUUAGAAACUUGAAUGAUUCAUUAGUAAAUUUAGCUCAGUCUUGUGUAAAUUA